AUGACCGAGCUUAUCCAGUUCAAGGGGGCACACACGGGUGUAAAACUGGAUGCGGUGACAUGCGACGCCGUGGCACGCAGUUUUCUCAAACGCAUUAGGAGCCACAAUGGCUACUAUGGGUGCGAACGUUGCGAGGAAAAGAGCACACAUCAGGAGAACAGGAUGCUUUUCCUAGAGUUACGUGCCCCUCUCCACACCAAUGAAAGGUUCAGGGAGAAACGCUGCAAGCACCAAAAUACUGGAGAGUCACCAUUUCUCUGUUUGGACGUUGACAUUGUGGCAUUAUUUACGUUGGAUUAUAUGGACCUCAUCUGUUUAGGAGUGAUGAGGAGGCUCCUUGUCAUUUGGAUUGGUGGCAAGUAUGGCAGAGGAAAAUUUAGUGGCGAGCAGCAACAUACUCUCAGCGGAAGGCUGCAGUCCUACCGGUAA
Molecule: messenger RNA, 429 nt
Organism: Ornithodoros turicata
Lineage: Eukaryota; Metazoa; Arthropoda; Arachnida; Ixodida; Argasidae
Exons: 1
Coding region: 1-429 (142 amino acids)
Source: RefSeq, a predicted model, not a curated record